AUGACUACCUUGGAUUCCAUUCUGGCAGGCCGAUACCCUGCCAAAGCCCAUGCCCGCCGGGUUGCCGAGCGUCUUCAAGUGGGCGGCUCUGGCCGGAAUGGGAUUAUUUACCUUGAAGCACAGAAAACUCGACUGAUCGAGGAUAAUGAUGAGGCGAUGCACUUCAGACAACGCCGACCCUUUUUUUAUUUGUCAGGGUGCCCGCUGCCAGAUUCGUCUCUGAUUUAUAACAUUGCGUCUGAUAAAUUGACCCUGUUUAUCCCACCAAUUGAUCCAGAGGAUGUGAUUUGGUCAGGUCUUCCCAUGUCUGUUGCAGAGGCACUGAGACUCUACGAUGUUGACCAAGUGCUACACACUACCGAUGUAAAUGCCACGUUGGCCUCUAUUGCCUCGGAUGGGAAUGGUAAAUCUGUUGCCUUUGCGAUCGAGGGCCAGAUUACAGAAGGAAUCAAAUUCGACGGGUUUCUCGAAACCAAUACUUCCGUAUUGAAGGGAGCCAUCGACAGCACGCGUGUAGUCAAGGACGAAUAUGAGAUCGCGCUCUUGAGAAAGGCAAAUGACAUUUCCGCCAAGGCGCAUAUAGCUGCCAUUGAAGCAUCUAAGACCGCCACCAAUGAGCGUGAGAUUGAGGCUGCUUUCCUCGCAACCUGUAUCGCCAAUGGUGCCCGUGAUCAAGCUUACCACCCCAUCGUUGCCUGCGGCCAGAACGGAGCCACUCUCCACUAUGGAAGGAAUGAUGACGACUUAGUUGAUCCAGUCACCAAGGCGGGGAAGUCAAGUGUCCUUAUCGAUGCUGGGGCGGAGUACAGAACAUACUGUGCUGAUAUCACGCGUGUUUUUCCUUUGGGUGGAAGAUUUACCAGUGAAACACAGGAAAUUUACAAAAUUGUGCUACAGAUGCAGUUGGAGGCUAUCGCAAUGUUGAAAGAAAAUGUGCAGUGGGAAGAUGUCCAUGCGCAUGCCCAUCGCAUUGCGAUCAAGGGCUUGCUCAAAUUGGGAAUUCUGCGUGGCUCUGAAGACGAAUUGUUCGAGAAGAGGAUUAGCGUCGCCUUCUUCCCUCAUGGUCUAGGCCACUAUCUGGGCAUGGACACCCACGAUACUGGUGGCAACCCCAACUAUGCAGAUAAAGACACCAUGUUCAAGUAUCUACGCGUGAGGGGCCGUUUACCCGCAGGAUCAGUUAUCACCGUUGAACCAGGUAUCUACUUUUGCCGGUUCAUCAUCGAACCGUACCUGACCUCCCCUGAGACCAGCAAAUAUAUUGAUACCAACGUCCUUGAGAAGUAUUGGAAUGUUGGGGGAGUACGCAUUGAAGAUAAUGUCCACGUUACUCAGCAAGGUUACGAGAAUCUGACCACAGCGCCAAAGGCUAUAGAAGAAGUGGAAGUUCUAGCCACUUAG
Messenger RNA from Aspergillus niger, 1401 nucleotides. RefSeq lists its product as uncharacterized. The record is from RefSeq and is a predicted model, not a curated record. The coding region runs from base 1 to 1401 and encodes 466 amino acids. The transcript has 3 exons. Lineage: Eukaryota; Fungi; Ascomycota; Eurotiomycetes; Eurotiales; Aspergillaceae. Gene Ontology annotation, molecular function: metalloaminopeptidase activity; manganese ion binding.